This is a messenger RNA of Alternaria hordeiaustralica, 591 nucleotides long. RefSeq lists its product as uncharacterized. Gene Ontology annotation, molecular function: S-adenosylmethionine-dependent methyltransferase activity. The coding region runs from base 1 to 591 and encodes 196 amino acids. Lineage: Eukaryota; Fungi; Ascomycota; Dothideomycetes; Pleosporales; Pleosporaceae. The transcript has 2 exons. The record is from RefSeq and is a predicted model, not a curated record.
AUGACCGCCCCGUUCAAGCCAAAGCAAGCACUCGAUUUCGACGGUGCCCUCCUCCAAGAACUCCAAGGCGAUGUCAGCGAUACCAUUGCGCAACAAGUCCUCGAGGAACUCCCACCACUCACUGCAACGUCAGUCGUCCACGACAACGGCUGCGGUCCCGGCGCAGUAACCAUGGCGAUGAUGAGAAAUAACCCACCAGCAGACAAUCUCACCGACAACCCCUCGUGGCCAUUCAAAGUCGAGACAAUGGACGCCUGCAACCUCACCUUCCCAGACAACACCUUCGAUUACUCCUUCACCAACUUCGUCUUCGCAGGCCUCUCUGACGACGGCGGCGCCGCCUCGCAUAUCCUACGUACUUUGAAGCCAGUUGGCACAGGCGUUAUUACUGGGGCAGAAAUGCCAUGGCAAAUUGCGCUUAAGAACGCGCACUACAAGACACGUGGUACGGAGGAGCCAAUGGCGCAUUUUCUGAGCAAGAGUUGCUACCAGAAGGAAGAGAUUGAGCGAGCCACCAGGGCGGCUGGGUGGAAGGAUGUCAAAUAUGUGCAGAAGGAGGCGUAUCUGAUUCUUGGUACUGAUCUUGGGUGA